CCGCCAGGCCCUGGUGCUGGCCCCCACUCGGGAGCUUGCCCAGCAGAUCCAGCAGGUGGCGGCCAGACUUUGGCAAGGCCUCCCGGAUCCGCAACACGUGCGUCUUUGGCGGAGCACCCAAGGGAUCGCAGUUGAGGGACCUGGAGAGAGGAGUGGAGAUCUGCAUUGCCACGCCGGGACGGCUCAUAGACUUCCUGGAGGCCGGGAAAGUGAACCUGCGCCGCUGCACCUACCUGGUGCUGGACGAGGCCGACCGGAUGCUGGACAUGGGCUUCGAGCCUCAGAUCCGCAAGAUUGUCGAGCAGAUCCGGCCGGACUGCCAGACCCUGAUGUGGAGCGCCACGUGGCCCAAGGAGGUGCGCUCCCUGGCGGAGGACUUCCUCAAGGACUACAUCCAGGUGAACAUUGGGGCCCUGCAGCUGUGCGCCAACCACCGCAUCGUACAGAUCGUGGAUGUCUGUCAGGAGUCGGACAAAGAGAACAAGCUGAUGGAACUGCACAAGGAAAUCAUCAAUGAACAAGACAACAAGACGCUGAUCUUCGCGGAAACCAAGAAAAAAGUCGACGAGCUGACACGCAGGAUGAGGCGCAACGGGUGGCCCUCCAUUUGCAUUCAUGGCGACAAGUCGCAGUCUGAGAGGGACUGGGUGUUGAACGAGUUCCGGUCUGGACGGUCCCCCAUCCUCGUGGCGACGGACGUCGCCGCCCGUGGUUUGGACGUGGACGACAUCCGGUUCGUGAUCAACUACGACUACCCGCACUGCUCGGAGGACUACAUUCACCGGAUUGGGCGGACGGCCCGGUCGAACAAGACUGGCACGGCGUACACCUUCUUCACACCGGGCAAUAUGAAGCAAGCCAAGGAGCUGAUCGCAGUCCUGAAGGAGGCCAACCAGGCCAUCAACCCCAAGCUGUUCGAGAUUGCCAACAUGGCUCGCAACAACUCCUACGGCGGAGGAAGGAACAUCCGACGCUUCCGUGUGCCCGGACAGCCGCUGGGUGGCUCCCAAGGAGACGGCGGCGACAAGUCGCGGGGCUACGGGGGCAACAGAGGCUACGGAGGCAGCCCCAACGGAGGGGGCAUGCAGCCGCAGCGCAACGGCGGAGGAGGCGGGUACCGCGGGAACAGCGGCGGCGGAGCCGGAGGUCAGCAGAACGGCUAUGGGAGGCCCCAGCAGAACGGCUUCGGGAGACCGCAGAUGCAGGGAACCGGACCGCCCAGCUACCAACGCAGCCCCGCCCCGCAGAACGGCUACGGAGGCCCCAAGCCCCCUCAGAACGGCAUGGGCGGUGCACAGAUGGGCGGCGCCCUCGGCACCAUGGGCGGAGCCAUGGCUGCCAACGGCGGAGGUUACAAGCCGCCGCAGAGGCCCUCCCCUCCGGCCAGCUCGGCCAUGCACCACGCGCCGCAGUACGCGGCGGCGGGCGGCUACCGCGCCAGCCCCGGCGCGCCGGGCGGCGUGGCAGCGGGCUGCUACAUGGCGCCGCAGCCGCACCACGGGGGCACGACCAUGUACGCAGCGGCCGGCGGGUACGGGCAGUACCCACAGAGCGCGGCGGCCUACGUGCCGCCCAGCCUGUACUACCAGGUGCCGGCUUAAUGACAACGGGGGGCUAGGCUGCGGCGCGCGGGAGGGGGGGAGGGGGUGGGGCGUCGUCGUCGUCGUCUUGUGUAGCGUGGUGGAGAAUCUCUCUUAGGCUUCUGUAGUAAGGAAAUUGUCUUUGGGGCAACGCAGGAGCCCUCUUCUCUCUUCUUUUUUUUUUUUUUCUUCAUUAAUUUUUGUAAUUUAAUAUUUUUUGGGGCCGGGCACGGAAGUAGCGGGUUGGUCGGUCGCGCGACGGGCUUGCCCCGACGUCGGGCGCGACUCUGUCCAUCGUUCAAGCUGGAGGGGGAGAAACUGUCUUGGCCGGCCGGUGGCGUCUGAUUCUCCGGAAGUUGUCCCUGAAUGUUGCCGGUACGUUGUUUGGACGUCGAGGACGGUGGCCUUGUCUGGAGAAGGCGUCGGCGCCUGCGGGACCACUGUCGCACGACUCGGAGGCUGUCUGCACUCGUCGAAACUUUGUCGUUUCGGUCAUCGCGAAUUUGCUGGCGAAAACCAUCAUCAUACCACAGGUGCACAUUGCUUUGGGGGGGGGGGGGGGGGGGGGGGGGGGGGGCAUCGUCUGAACUGUGGCGGCGUCUCCACUAAUCUCGGGGAACCGAACCGCCACGCUGUUUGUACGUUGGAAACUGUGGAAACCUUUGUCCGAAUGCUUGGGACUGCCGGAACCAUCGUCGUUUGACUGCGUGGGGGCCGUUGAACGUUCCCGACGUUUGAAAAAUGUGCUCACCGACCUCGGGGUCGUUCGAAACGUUGGGUACGUUCUCCACGUUUUGUAAGUAUGCUCGCCGACCUCGGUCGGAGGCCUCGUCACAUGGGGCGCUUCCCGAACGUCUCGGGGAGUUUUCUAGCCCGUCGGAAACGCUCCAAACGUUCGACGUCGUCUCUCGGAGUUGCCUUAGGUCGUGCGGGACGCCGUCUGCCCGUCGGCGCCCUGUCGAGCUUUUACUCAACGUUCCAACCGGGUCUCCUUGUCAUCCCCCGAGCCUUCGAAGCGGGGGUCUCGGUACGCACGAGAACCGAAGGUUUUGGGCUCUCUUGCGGCGCUCAUCAAAGUGUUGUCGACUGUUGUUUUUUUUCGAGUUGGCCUCCGUAUAGAAACUUUCACGCCGCGAGCUCUCGGGCCAACCCUUUGGGCAACGAUCUCUCGUGCAGCCGGCGGCCCUAGGUCUGGGUCGGGCUCCUAGGCUGCCGGUCUUUUGAACGGGUGGGAGAGAUAUCUAUGGAAGUGGCGCUGGCCGGAGCGGGCCACCUUUACACUGGCCGCCCGGCGUUUUCAUACCGCAGAGUCAAGAGUGCGUCGUUCGACGGCGGCGCAUCGGCGCCCCCUUCUUUCUUUUUCUUUUUCAAGGGGAUGCACUUGCGGCACGAUACCGGUUCCUUGUGGCUGCGUCCGUUUGGGUGCGGUCCAACGCGUUGUGAAUAUACCGGGAUUGGGAACAGUAUCGCGAUGUCCUCGCGGACUCUCAGCCACUUAGACUCUCGGCAUUUCCUGGUGAAUUAAAGAGGAAGGAUACAAAUCGCGAGUCUGGGUACGGUGUGAUGCCUUAGGGGUGCGUCCCGCCGGAGAGAUUUCCUGUGUUUUGCGUUGUUUGUCCGUCAGGGGGGAUCUAUGGUCCUUCUUUUACACCUUGCAUUUCGACAUCGGCCAGUGCGUUUGCCACGCGAGUUUCGUAUUCCCGUCAAUCUCAUUCUUUCUUUUUCUUUCAUUUCUUUUUUUCGGUCUGUCUGGGAGAGAGCAUUCCUGCCUGUAAUUUAUACCGCAAGCACUCGUCUUUAUCGUUAGUUCCUCGAGGGUUUUUUUCCGUCGAGCUUGGCCGGGCAUUUCCGCAGGCAAGACGAAGAGAAAAAAAAUACCAAGUACCAUCCACGUAAUCUUUCAAUACCAGUCUUUUUAUGGCACUGGGCAAGCAAGCAAACAAAUGAAAAAAGGAGAAAAAAAAAUGUACUGCAUACAAAACUACAAAAAAAAAAAUCUCCGCUUCAAUGUUGUGUGUAUAUGGGAGUUUCUUUUAUUGAUCUUUUCUUUUUUUUUCCAGAACUGUGUGGUCGUGUAGCACUCUUUCUGCCAAAUCAUUCUUCGGUUUUUUGUUGUUUUUUUUCUUCUAGAGGUUGUCGCUUUUGUUUGUUGGCAGACUGUUCUUUCUUGGGUUUGUGUGUGUGUGUUCCUGUAAUUUAAGUGUGUUCCUAAAUGAUGCCUCAGGCUCGAGGGAAGGGGGUAGAAAAUACCAUGAUGACCAGUACCAGUUAACGACCAGUACCAGUUAACUACCAGUACCAGUGAUGAGGAGACCUGGUGGGGAGUUCUUGUACAUAACCGUGUACAUAAAGUGAAGUGUACCAAAGCUGCCACCAGGCAUUUCCUCACCUCGAGUGAGAGUUCAAUCCUGUUUUGUUCUGUUCUUUCGCUUCCCCCCAUUGUGUAAGUACUGAGGCUCAUAUUUUGUCAUGUUUAGAGAAGUUGUGGAAUAAAGUUCUUGUGUAGCAA
This is a messenger RNA of Ixodes scapularis (black-legged tick), 4089 nucleotides long. RefSeq names its product probable ATP-dependent RNA helicase DDX17. Gene Ontology annotation, molecular function: RNA binding; RNA helicase activity. The transcript is spliced from 10 exons. Bases 258 to 1601 code for a protein of 447 amino acids. Gene Ontology annotation, cellular component: nucleus; cytoplasm; ribonucleoprotein complex. The record is from RefSeq and is a predicted model, not a curated record. Lineage: Eukaryota; Metazoa; Arthropoda; Arachnida; Ixodida; Ixodidae.